GUGCGCUAGAACGUGUGCACGGGCAGGAGCUGAGAAGAGAGGAGGAGGUUGUGUGUUGCAGCGACGAUGCUUAGCCGUGUUGCGAACGCCGGGGCGAGGGGAGCGCUGAGGGCGCGCUUGCCCGCCGCUUCCGCUGGCGGACGCGCCCGGGUACCGCCGCUGAUCCAGCCUGCCUUCCAGAGCUUUCACGCGGGCCUUCCCAGCAGGGAAUCGGCGGUAGACAAGCCAGCACCCUCGAGGGCAGAGGAUAUCGAGGCAAACAAGAACGCCAAGCUUUUCGGCGACAACCCUCGUCUUGAGGGGAUGAUCGAAGCGGGCAAGUUGGAUAGCGCGAAGCGGCUGGUUCCAUUGGCUCUCUUCCUGACGGUUCCGGCCUUGUGCCGCGAGUGGUACGUGAUGACGGAGGAGACGAUGCUCAUGGGCUGCUUCUUCCUCUUCCUUGGCGCCGCCAUGGACUUCGGCGGGGAGGGUGUCGGAAAGUACUUCGACGACCAGACGGCGGAGAUCAAGCGUGCGCAGCAGUCGGCCGAGCAGGAGCAGAUCAAGCGAGUGACCGGGGACUUAGCGACCGAGAAGGCCCGCCUGGUGGAGAUGCAGCAGAUGGACGCCAUCAGCAAGGCCAUCGCGUACGGCAACACGCGCAGAAACGAAGCGGAGGCCAUGGCGGCGCCACACAUGAGUCGCGAGUCCACGGUGAAGUUGCUGGAGGCCCUCAGGGGCGCUAAGAUCAAGCGCGUAGCGGACCUCCGCAACGCCGAGAUCGCCACGGCGCUCACGGAGGUGGUGGCUAAGGUGUCGGCCGACAAGAAGCUCAAGAAGGCCGCCCUCGACAAUGCCCUGAUGACCCUCGCAGACCCCAGCAAGGCGGCCAAGGUGGACCCCGUCAGCGAGGUGUUCGCGCAGUACUGGAAGCAGAAGGCCAUCGACACGGAGAAGAACAAAAACAAGCCGGUUGCCUUGACCCCGGAGCAGAUCGCCACCAACGAGGCCGACAUCCGGUCCCUUUGCGAGAAGGUGGGCCAGGACCCUGCCAUGCUGCUGGCCAGCAUGCCCAAGACCUACACGGCUGACACACCCACUCUCUUCAGCUAG
Molecule: messenger RNA, 1092 nt
Organism: Ectocarpus siliculosus
Lineage: Eukaryota; Phaeophyceae; Ectocarpales; Ectocarpaceae
Source: the annotation of a GenBank genome assembly